Molecule: messenger RNA, 4617 nt
Organism: Oncorhynchus masou masou (cherry salmon)
Lineage: Eukaryota; Metazoa; Chordata; Actinopteri; Salmoniformes; Salmonidae
Product: double-stranded RNA-specific editase 1-like
Exons: 13
Coding region: 383-2587 (734 amino acids)
Biological process (GO): RNA processing; adenosine to inosine editing
Cellular component (GO): cytoplasm; nucleolus
Molecular function (GO): double-stranded RNA adenosine deaminase activity; double-stranded RNA binding; tRNA-specific adenosine deaminase activity
Source: RefSeq, a predicted model, not a curated record
CAGUGCUUCUCUUCAUUUUUCUGUCUGGCUGCGUAGAUGUUUUUUUUUUGCCUGCCAAGUUUCGCUGCGGUUCAUCACUAUUGUUGUGCUCGGUGGUAUUCAGCGUAAGCGCGUCUGGACACACAUCACCCGUCAAGUGUUUAAUGAGCGGGUUUUGACAGAGGACGAGGGACUGUAGAUUGAUCAAACUGUGAGAAGAACAAUUCCUCUUUGGUUGCCCCAGAUACUGGAUGAACUGAACUGGCAGAACAGUGCGUAAACUGAUUGAUGACCCUUGACCCUGAUCUACUUCCUGCUUCUCUUCUCCAAGAUACUAUCACUGGAUCCAUCAAGUACACCCAGAGCGCUCAGCAGGUAUAAACCAGGUGUCAUCAGCAAAGCAAUGACAGAAGGUCGAGCUGGUGUGAAGCAGCCCCGUAACCAGCCAAGGUUCUUCACUAUGGAGGGAGAUGAAGAAGAGCGCAUGAGUUCCAGCAGCACCGACGUUAAGGAAAACCGCAACCUGGACAACGUGGGCUCCUCCACCAAGGAGGGGUUGGGGGGUGAGGGGGCAGCUCACCUCCCUAAUGGGGGCAGUGCAGGGUGUGGAGGGGGCAGAAAGCGUCCCUUAGAAGAGGGUAAUAACGGGCAUCACAAUAACAAGUACAGGCCCAAGAAGCGUAAGAAAAUGCCCGGGCCCAUUCUUCCCAAAAAUGCCCUGAUGCAGCUGAAUGAAAUCAAGCCUGGACUGCAGUACAAGCUGCUGUCUCAGACCGGUCCGGUCCACGCGCCCGUGUUCGUCAUGACUGUCGAGGUCAAUGGGCAGCUGUUCGAGGGCUCUGGCCCCACCAAGAAGAAGGCUAAGCUCAACUCGGCUGAGAAGGCUCUGCGGUCGUUCGUUCAGUUCCCCAACGCCUCCGAGGCGCACAUGGCAAUGGGUCGGACGCUAACGGUCAACACAGACUUUACCUCCGACCAGGCUGACUUCCCGGACAUGUUGUUUAAUGGGUUUGAGACCCCGGCCCCUCCGGAGGAGUCCUUCUACCUGGGUUCUAACGGUACCAAUGGCUCCUUCAGCUCCCUGGGACUAGUAGCAUACCCCCUGCUAGGGAACUCAGGUGCUACCGCCCUGAGUCAGUCCUCGUUAGGCCUACCACCCACCUCCUCCGUCCCGGCCUUCGUCUCCCCCGCUAUUGCCAAGAACCCUGUCAUGAUCCUCAACGAACUACGACCCGGGCUGAAGUACGACUUUGUGUCAGAGAGUGGAGAGAGCCACGCCAAGAACUUUGCCAUGUCCGUGGUGGUGGACACGCAGACGUUCCAAGGCUCAGGCCGCAAUAAGAAGCUGGCCAAGGCCCGGGCGGCGCAGGCUGCUCUCUCUGCCCUCUUUAACAUGCAACUGGACCAGACACCGUCCAGACAGCCCAUACCCAGAGAGGGCCUGCAACUGCACCUGCCACAGGUUCUAGCUGAUGCUGUGUCCGGUCUGGUAGUUGACAAGUUCAGUGAGCUGACGGAUAACUUCACAUCCCCUCACGCACGACGGAAAGUCCUAGCUGGUGUUGUCAUGACAACAGGCACCGAUGUCAAGGAGGCACAAGUGAUCUGUGUUACCACGGGGACCAAGUGUAUAAACGGCGAGUACAUGAGUGACCGCGGCCUGGCUUUGAACGACUGCCAUGCUGAGAUCAUUGCUCGUCGUUCCCUCCUUAGGUACCUGUACGCACAGCUGGAACACUUCCUCAGCAACAACAGAGAGGAGCAGCAGAAGUCGAUGUUCACGAGGUGCGAGAACAAGCGGGGCUUCCGUCUGAAGGACAACGUGCAGUUCCACCUGUACAUCAGCACGUCGCCCUGCGGAGACGCACGCAUCUUCUCACCCCACGAGGCUGCCUUCGAGGAUCAGGGAGACAGGCACCCUAACAGGAAAGCUCGUGGUCAGCUGAGGACCAAGAUAGAGUCUGGGGAGGGGACCAUCCCUGUGAAAGUCAGUAACACUAUCCAGACCUGGGACGGGGUAUUGCAGGGAGAGCGGCUGCUCACCAUGUCCUGCAGUGACAAGAUCGCCAGGUGGAACGUCGUAGGGAUCCAGGGCUCUCUGAUGUGUUACUUCACAGAGCCCAUCUACUUCUCCAGCAUCAUCCUGGGCAGCCUGUACCACGCAGACCACCUCUCCAGAGCCAUGUACCAGAGGAUUGCUGACAUUGAGGACCUGCCUCAGACGUUCAACCUCAACCGGCCACUUCUGAGCGGAAUAAGCAACGCAGAAGCACGGCAACCAGGUAAAGCUCCUAACUUCAGUGUGAACUGGGCUGUGGGAGACCAGGGGUUAGAGGUUAUCAACGCCAUGACAGGCAAGGACGACUUGGGACGGCCCUCGAGGCUCUGCAAGCACGCCCUCUACAGCCGCUGGGUGCGCCUAUACUGCAAGCUUUCACAGACUCUGAGAAUCAAAGGUGCCAAACCCAGCUUGUACCAUGACGCCAAACAGGCAGCGAUGGAGUACCAUGCUGCCAAACAGACUCUGACCAAGGAAUUCCACAAGGCAGGACUGGGAGCCUGGGUCAAGAAGCCUAUCGAACAGGACCAGUUCUCACUCCAGUCCUGAGUGGAUUUUUAAAAAUAGAAAUAGAAUGACUAUGUUGUUCUAAAAUGUGUAUGGUUGUUGUCACGGGAGGAAGAGGGAGGCUCAGAUGAAGAUACUUCUCCUACCAGCUGUUUAGACUUGAUUUGUUCUGUGUUUUGGAUGACGCUCACCCAACCCUUGCUUCCAUCUCCUGAUCACUCCACUUUUGACCGUGAGACAUUGAAUUUGGUUGAAUUUUGUCUGAUUUGUUUUUCUCGAUGACUCACGGUAAAGGCUUGUUUUCCGCGUCAACCAAAUGACUGUUGUUGAUGUUUUGUUAGUUUAGUGAUGUUUAUUCCACAACACUAGUAACCUAACACGUGACAUAUGACAGCUGUACAACUGGAAACCUGGGAUUUUUUAAAACAGAUUUUGUUGAUACAUUUUAUAAAUCAGUACAUGCAAAAAUCAACUGAAAUCAGUUGGCUAUCUACAGACAAACCUUGUCUACACUCACUGUAUGUUUAUGCCAAAUAUAUAGAAGGCUUUCAAGCUCACCUCCCAGUAGUGGUCAUAACAAUGACUAUUUUGCUGUCUUCUUCCUAAGUAUUAGUGUUGUGCCCGUUCCCUCUUGUCUUGAAGGCGGAUGUCCUCUCUUACACUUUUUCAUGUGCCGUCUUUUCUUUGUUUCUGCAGUGAGAUAUAAAGCAUUCUACUGUCUGAGGACGAUAUGUUUGUUUGUUUUUGAGUAGUGAUAGAUACGUGUGCUUUUUGAUUCCGAAAAUUUGUUCGAGAAUGCUUUCUAUACUGAUAAUGACAUGUUUUUAUCUAAGUCUAUCUGAAGUAGGCCUAAUUAACUCCAGAAAAAAGAUUUGAUUCAUGUUUCCCUUUACAGUGAUUGCCAUAAAUUAUACUAAGGUACAAUUUGGCCUUUUGAAAUGUACAUUUCUAUGGAAAGAUAUUCUUGCAGGAUGGUUCACACUCAUGUGGUUGCCAGACAGAUACAGUGGACUUUAUGUACUGCUUUUUUAUUUGAACACACAGACAACAUUUUGCUAUCAUCAUGUGCCAUUUGUUGAGAGCUUGAUAAAAAAAAACGACCGAAAUUAUUUUAGCUUAUUAUUUAGCAAUGAGUGUUGAGGUGACUUGAGCUAAUGUUCCUUGUCUGUCAUCAUAAGCCUUCUUACCUCACCAAAGAUGAUUUUUAUUAGCUUUUUGUUUCUUUAAUGUGUAUUAUUUGUUUGUACAAAGUUUCUGGUCACUUCAUUUUGAUUCCUGUGUUUUAUACUGCUCAAUGUCAUCUCUUUGGACUAUUUAUUUUGAAAUGAAUUGAAAUGGAUCCCUGUGUUAAUGUAGCAAUUUAAAAGUAUGAAACUGUAGAUCAUUUUUGACCUGUUCUGUGUCAUUUUUAACAAUUAACAUGUUACCAAAAAGAAAAUAUACCCAAAAUGUAUUUCUAACAGGCUCGGAAAUGUUCAUGUACAGUACUUUAUCCUAGUGUACUCAUUGGAAUCGGACUCCUCUCGUGAAUAAGCUCAUUUUGUCAUUUUCCCCCUUCUGUAUUGUCACACUUCUCAUCCGCAUUUGGCAUGUUUUCUUAUUUGUUUAUUUUAAAAAGAGUUGUAAGAAUCCACAAGAAUCAAGGCAAUUGCAGUUUUUUGAAAGGGGACCAAGCACAGCUUGUGAUGUUUAAAAAAAAAAAAAAAAAAAACUUGAAUUGCAUAAGUAGUGAAUGGCUGGUUAACCAUUGUGAAGAAGUUUUGAUCACUCCGUCCCAACCUUUGGGUGUUAUGAGGGGUCUGCUCUACCUAUGUUUGCUUUCUCUGACCAAGUUGUGAGCGUUGACUGUGAACUUUGACCGGGUCUUUUGCCGUCCUGUAAUGGUUCAUGCACCGUUUGAUUGAUGUGCCCAGUCCACUGUAGUCUCUAGAAUAAGGGCCCUAAUGCAUGAGCUCUCGCUAUAAAGCAUGAGGAAAAAAUGGAAUAAAACAAACCAGAUAAACAAAAAUCAUACAUGUAGAAAAUGAGAAAAGACCUAUAAAUGAGAAAUAUAAUAAAUGGUAACAUAGGUA